AUGGCCUAUCCAGAAGACGUUCAGAAACUCAUAAACACGGCAGCAUCGCUAUACGCUUCCAAAGACUAUAGUGCUGCUGCUGACAAGUACGCUGAAGCGUGUGAAAAGGCCGCGGCCGCUUCAGGUUCAGAGGAUGCAGAUUUGCUGUUCUUAUACGGAAAGGCUUUGUUCCAGUGUGCUGUUGCAAACUCACAGGUGUUGGGUGGUGUGACUGGCGGAGAUGAGAAACCCGAUGAUGAAGAAGCUCCAACAGAGAAAGACUCGAGAUUUCAGUUUAGUGAGGAAGUUCCUCUUGCUGAAGAGGACGAUGUUAGCGAGGAUGAGGGCCCACAAAAAGCAGAGGAAUCUGAUUCAGAAGAUGAUCAGGAUGAAAACGAAGCAGAGGAAGAAGAGCAGACAGAUUUUGAGGUUGCAUGGGAAAUCCUAGAUCUCACAAGAACGCUCUUUGAGGCUCAAUUGGCAGAGUUCGAUGAGAAAGAUGACGUUAAAAAGACAGAGCCACUCCUCCAAUCCGAAUCAGAAGAACCUUCUGAUCCUCAGACGCUCAUCAGAAAGAAAUUAGCAGAUGUGUAUGACAUUCUAGGCGAAGUGUCGCUGGAGGCUGAGAAUUUCCAGCAGGCAGCAACUGACCUAGAAAGUUCUUUGAAGCUACGCGAACUACUAUAUCCAAUUGGAAAUGGUCUUCUCUCAGAGUCACAUUACAAAUUAUCACUUGCUUUUGAGUUUUGCGUCGAAGAUCCGGAAUCUACUGCCAAAGCUAUCAAGCAGAUGGAGCUAGCAAUUGCAAGUAUGCGCGCUGCGGCUUCAGGUGUUGACACUGAUUUACUUCAGGACAUGAAGGUCCGUCUUGCAGAUCUCAAAAAGGAUCCAGAAGAAAAGAUGAAGGAAGAAAAAGACCGUAUUAUUGAAGGGAUUUUGGGCCAAGCUGCUCCUACAGCAGCGCCUAAAGAAGCGCCGGCUCCAGCUGCCGUUAAUGAUCUGACUUCGAUGGUAAAGAAAAGGAAACCUUCGGCUGGUAAGCUAGUAAAUGGAAAGAGGGCGAAAAAAUAA
Kuraishia capsulata CBS 1993 is the source of this 1050-nucleotide messenger RNA. RefSeq lists its product as uncharacterized. Gene Ontology annotation, molecular function: histone binding. Gene Ontology annotation, biological process: CENP-A containing chromatin assembly; DNA replication-dependent chromatin assembly. The coding region runs from base 1 to 1050 and encodes 349 amino acids. The record is from RefSeq and is a predicted model, not a curated record. NCBI's taxonomy places the organism in Eukaryota, Fungi, Ascomycota, Pichiomycetes, Pichiales, Pichiaceae. The transcript has a single exon. Gene Ontology annotation, cellular component: nucleoplasm.